AGUCGCCAAGGACUGGUAUAGUUCAGGCUUUUGCACUGUGUAUUGUGAACAGCAACGCAUCAAUAAAUCCUGUUAAUACCGGCGAGGUAAAUCACACCUGCAGGCGAAACGGGAAUAAACUGCCUUUAAACCCAAACUGGAAAUGCGAAAUCAAUCAUCUAUAGAAAAGUGCGCGACCAACAGGGCGAAAUAAGGUCAAAACGGUCACACAACAGUGAUCGUGUAACCACGGGCGACGGGGAGCUCUGUUGCCGGUGUAUGUGUACGCGUACUCACAGGCUCCACACAGAAAGUUGAUCUGAAGUCAACAAAACUGCCAUCGUUUCGUUUCCGUGAACUCGGUGGUUUCUUAAAUCUAGGCAAGGCAAUUUUUUCAGGAUCUUAAUAUCAAGAUGAUUAGGGUAAUGGUCGUGGUAGCUCUACUCUCCCAAACACUUCUGACGAGUGGCGCACUCGUACCGAUGGUAAGACAACUCGACACAAAUUUGCCAAACAACCACUCAAAGGCCGCGUCCAAAUUGCCCACAACGCAGAGGGAUUUGAAACAGCAGUCUGGGAGAGCCGAGACUACGACUCGGGGAAGGACUGAAUCACCAACAUCACCACCAUCAACAUCCUCACCCUCGACAUUCCGCGAGGAUGCCCUGAGACUACACAACCACGCAAGGAGGAAGACCGAGCCGCCAGCGGCCAACAUGCCCUGGCUGAGAUGGAAUUCCGACCUAGCCUAUCUAGCCGAGCUGUGGUCCCGCCGUUGCGUGGUGGACUACGGCCUACCCCUCUCGCCCGCCCCGUUCACUUACAACGGUCGUAUCCUCCAAAAUGUCUGGUCAGGGCAGCACAGGAAUGGUGGCAUUGGUGGCACUGUCUCAUCUUGGCUGGCCGAAGGGCGGGAGUUUAAUUACGGCACGGGAGCAUGCUACCGUGCCGGCGGAUGCAGACAUUAUCUGACGAUGACAUCUGCCACGGUGCAUGAGGUUGGUUGUGGAUUCUCCAAAUGCCAUGACGAUAUCAUGAUCGUCUGUUACUAUGGCACCCGAAGCAGCUCACAAGGACCCGACUCACCCUUAUCACAUUAUGCUGCCGGUCCACCUUGCUCUAAAUGCGGGGCUGAUGAAUGGUGCGAUGAUGGACUUUGUAGGUCUCAAGUUAAGCAGUGGAAGAGUGAAUCUGCCGAUGACAAUUGCCAAUGUGACAAAAUGGAGGACGCAUCAUUAUCAUCAGAUUCAGAGCUUGAUGAUAGCGCCCUCACCCUUGGCUCAUAUACAGUAAUUCUGUAUCGUCAUCGAAGGCAGGCAGCAGCAAAUGGUUCAACCACGGCACCAAUCGACUGUGGAUACCUUGAUAUCCCGCUGUGGAUCUUCGUUGGUUUGCUGGCAUUCAUUGUCGUCCUGGGCCUAGUGAUUGGGAUUAUUGCGAUGUGCAUCUGCAUUUGCAAGGAUACCUGUAGAUCAUGCAUGAACGGGAUCGGAAGAUGCUGUAGAUGUCGUGGUAGUCAAAGUAGUGAUGAUGGAAGACGACGUAACGGGAGAAAAUGUACAAUUAGGUUUAUAUGGUGCAGAAGGUGCAGAAAGGUGAGGCCUACUGAAGAUAACGAUGCAGCCAACCCGGAUGAUGGUUCACAGACCGACUUGACCAGAGACGAUGAAGACACCCCUGAUGGACCCAUAGUGGAAGAACCUCCAACACAAGUUGAUGAUGCCUCUCCAAAUGCAGAGCAGAAGACGUAUCGGAAUAUUGGCACCAAUACGGACGAAGUUGAAUGCACAGCCACCAGCAUAGAGAAACGAGAGUUUCAUGACGUAAAAGUGCAGGUAAAGGCUGAGAGCCAGGACACAGGGGUCCAGGUGACACCUGAGACUGAAGACACAGGAAUGCAGGUUGAACUGGUGGAAGAUGACAAAGAGGUCAACCCAGAGGACGAUGAGAGAGAGGAACAGGAAAACUCAGAGGAUGAUGAUGGACAGGUACCGGAAGUCCCUUCACCAUCUUCACCAUCAUCAACAUCGUCAUCAUCCCCACCAUCAUCAAAAUCGUCUUCAUCAAAACCACGAUCAUCAUCAAAACACCCCUGGGGAAAGUGCUUAGAGAGGGGUUGCAAGACCUGCCGCUUACACACCAGAGACCAGAGAGAGGUGCAUAAAGAGAAGUUAGAAACACUCAGGAAAAUCAACGAAGCCAAUCGGAAUCCCAACCUGAAGCCUGGAGAUCGCAUCUUCUGAGGCAAGCAAACUGGUUAUCCAUGAUGCACAGCAACUGUAGAGGAUGCUAUGUGCCAGGGCAAGAGUGUUCUGGGGCCAAGUUCAAGAAACAGCAUAGCACAGCAUUGUGCUUAGCAUAGAAAAGUUCUGCUAAGUAAAAACCGGUUACCAGUCAAAAUGUCAUAAGUGGCAUUCCCAGGCAGACUUUGACUAAGCACAUAAAUUUGCUUGUGUGUGUGUGUGAAAUUGAAAUUGGGCACUGACCUGUUAGUGGGCACUUCGUACUGGUGACUGAUCUCUACCAGUGUUGUAGUCGAGUAAGUCCUUGCAAUUCAAGAAACUGCAAGUCCAUCACGAGUCUUUCAUUCUCUAGUCAAGUCACUAGCUAUUCAAAUGAACUGUUGGGGA
Patiria miniata (bat star) is the source of this 2609-nucleotide messenger RNA. RefSeq lists its product as uncharacterized. Bases 393 to 2222 code for a protein of 609 amino acids. NCBI's taxonomy places the organism in Eukaryota, Metazoa, Echinodermata, Asteroidea, Valvatida, Asterinidae. The transcript is spliced from 7 exons. The record is from RefSeq and is a predicted model, not a curated record.